AUGGAGCCGGUCACAGGAAGUCCACCGAAGGGUGGGUUUUCGCUAGUCCUACAAAACCCCUUCUUGUGCGGUGUAGCAUCGUUCUCCACCUUGGGUGGCCUACUCUUCGGCUAUGAUCAAGGUGUCAUCAGCGGUGUGAUUACAAUGGAGUCUUUUGGGGCUCGUUUCCCGCGGGUCUUUUCUGAUAGUGGGUUCAAGGGGUGGUUUGUGUCGACGCUUCUACUUGCCGCUUGGCUAGGAUCUUUGAUCAAUGGUCCUAUCUCUGAUCGAGUUGGACGGAAGGUCUCUAUGAACCUAGCUGUGAUCGUUUUUGUAAUCGGAUCAGCUAUCCAAUGUGCCGCAGUGACCAUCCCCAUGCUGUUUGUCGGUCGAGCAAUUGCCGGGCUUGCAAUCGGAAUGCUUACCAUGGUGGUGCCACUAUACAUCUCUGAGGUAUCUAUUCCAGAGAUCCGUGGUGGUCUUGUAGUGGUACAGCAAUUAUCCGUUACAAUUGGUAUUCUGAUCAGCUACUGGCUCGACUAUGGAACCAACUACAUCGGUGGCACUCGGUGUGCUCCCAAUAUUCCCUACACGGGGGGAACGACUACCUCCCCCUCCUUUGACCCUUAUCAGGAUGUUCCUUCUGGCGGCUGUACAGGCCAGUCCGAAGCUUCUUGGCGCCUUCCACUGGCUCUCCAGAUUGUCCCAGCAAUUACCUUAGGUAUUGGUAUGCUGUUCUUCCCAGAUUCACCACGAUGGUUGUUGAUGAAGGAGCGAGACGAUGACUCGCUUGCCGCACUAUCACGAUUGCGCCGCCAAUCUAUUGAUGACCCCGUUCUCCAGAAUGAGUACCUAGAGAUAAAAGCAUCCAUUAUGUUGGAAAAAUCAUUCGCCAAAGAGCAUUUCCCCAAUCUAUCGGGCUUCAAGCUUCAUAUUGCCCAGUACAUCUCACUUUUGACGAACUGGGCUCGAUUCCGAAGGUUGGCUAUAGGCUGCACUGUGAUGUUCUUCCAACAAUUCAUGGGCUGCAAUGCUAUGAUCUACUAUGCUCCUACGAUCUUUGCUCAACUCGGGUUAAGCGGAAACACGACUUCACUCCUCGCAACAGGUGUAUACGGCAUUGUCAAUUGCCUGAGUACCCUCCCAGCUCUGUUUUUCAUAGACAGAGUUGGCCGUCGCCCUCUGCUAAUGGCUGGUGCCACUGGUACCUGUAUCUCGCUGGCAAUUGUGGGUGGUAUCCUGGGAGGGUAUGGCGCUAGCUUGCCGGAUCACAAAGCGGCUGGAUGGGUUGGUAUUGCAUUCAUCUAUAUUUAUGACAUCAACUUUUCAUACUCCUUCGCUCCAAUUGGAUGGGUGUUACCUUCGGAGAUAUUCAAUCUAUCCAUCCGAGCUAAGGCCAUGUCUAUCACAACCUCUGCGACUUGGAUGUGUAACUUUAUUAUUGGACUUGUUACCCCGGAAAUGCUUGAUUCCAUUACGUAUGGUACCUACAUUUUCUUCGCGGUUUUCUGUCUCCUUGCGCUUGCAUUUACGUUUUUCUGUAUCCCCGAGACACGAGGAAAGACUCUUGAAGAUAUGGAUCUCAUCUUCGGGGACACGACUGCGCAUGAAGAGAAGAAGCGGAUCAAGCGUAUAGAGGCACUCCUGCGUGGUACCCAUAUUGACGAUGACGAUGAUACUUCAUUGAAACCGGUGGAUGAACAUGUGGAGAGACAUCAAAAUGCAGAUGGU
Penicillium verhagenii is the source of this 1710-nucleotide messenger RNA. Its product is annotated as sugar porter family MFS transporter. Gene Ontology annotation, molecular function: carbohydrate:proton symporter activity. The annotation marks the transcript as partial. Gene Ontology annotation, biological process: transmembrane transport; carbohydrate transport. Lineage: Eukaryota; Fungi; Ascomycota; Eurotiomycetes; Eurotiales; Aspergillaceae. The record is from RefSeq and is a predicted model, not a curated record. The transcript is spliced from 10 exons. Gene Ontology annotation, cellular component: membrane.